AGCAGCAGUCGGCUCAGCUCUCCAUUUCAGUCCGCUGUGAGUGCUCAUCGCCCCGCUGUCCGGUCUCACCUUUGUACCCCCGCUCCGAAGAAAUGGGAACGUCUUGAUUAAACCCAGGGCAUCGGCAAUACAGACGUCUCUUCACCCUUCAGUUGGACCUAGAAGAUCUUAAGUCACGCCGCUGCUGAGCGUCUCUGUGGCGAAAGGAAAAAAACGGUGAAGAGUCUACAUGUCCCAGAAACCCCUGUGAGAGUGAGCGACUUCUUCUUCUUCUGCUCUUGUCCGCAUUUCCUCUCUCCCUCCGUCCGGUUGGUUGGAUGAGUCCCAAACAGCGACAGAACUGUGAGCAGUGAUUGGGCGCUGAGCCAGACCGGGUAGCCAUCGGGGAGCCAGGCUAACCAUCAUGGCGGACGUGGACCCAGACACCCUGCUGGAGUGGCUGCAGAUGGGGCAGGGCGAUGAGCGGGACAUGCAGCUCAUCGCUCUGGAGCAGCUCUGCAUGCUGCUGCUCAUGUCCGACAACGUGGACCGCUGCUUUGAGACCUGUCCUCCUCGGACAUUCCUCCCAGCGCUCUGUAAGAUCUUCCUGGACGAGAGCGCUCCAGAUAACGUGCUGGAGGUCACAGCCAGAGCCAUCACCUACUACCUGGAUGUGUCGGCGGAGUGCACCCGGAGGAUCGUGGGAGUGGAUGGGGCCAUCAAGGCGCUGUGCAACCGGCUGGUGGUGGUGGAGCUGAACAACAGGACCAGCAGAGACCUGGCCGAGCAGUGUGUCAAGGUGCUGGAGCUGAUCUGUACCAGGGAGUCUGGUGCCGUGUUCGAGGCCGGCGGUCUGAACUGUGUGCUGAGUUUCAUCAGAGACAGCGGUCAUCUGGUUCACAAAGACACUCUGCACUCAGCCAUGGCCGUGGUGUCCCGACUCUGCAGCAAGAUGGAGCCUCAGGACUCGUCUCUGGAGACCUGCGUCGAGUCUCUGUCCAGCCUCCUCAAACAUGAAGACCACCAGGUGUCAGACGGUGCUUUGCGCUGCUUCGCCUCAUUAGCUGACAGGUUCACUCGCCGUGGUGUGGACCCUGCCCCUUUAGCCAAACAUGGACUGACAGAAGAGCUGCUUUCCCGUAUGGCGGCUGCCGGCGGCACGGUGUCCGGCCCCGCCUCUUCCUGUAAACCAGGCCGGACGUCAACAGGUGCUGCCCCCCCAGCCCCGGACUCCAAACUGAGCAACCAGGUGUCGACCAUCGUCAGCCUGCUGUCCACGCUGUGCAGAGGGUCGCCACUCGUUACACAUGAUCUGUUGCGUUCGGCGCUGCCCGACUCGAUGGAGUCCGCUCUGGGAGGAGACGAGCGCUGUGUGCUGGACACCAUGCGGCUGGUGGACCUCCUGCUGGUGCUCCUGUUUGAGGGAAGGAAGGCGCUUCCCAAAUCUACAGCGGGGUCGACGGGUCGGAUCCCCGGCCUGCGACGCCUGGACAGUUCAGGGGAGAGAUCCCACCGACAGCUCAUCGACUGUAUCCGCAGCAAAGACACCGACGCUCUGAUCGACGCCAUCGACACUGGAGCUUUUGAGGUGAACUUCAUGGACGAUGUUGGACAGACGCUGCUCAACUGGGCCUCAGCUUUUGGCACACAGGAAAUGGUGGAGUUUUUAUGUGAGAGGGGGGCGGACGUCAACAGAGGUCAGAGGUCAUCUUCACUACACUACGCUGCCUGUUUCGGACGUCCACAAGUAGCCAAGACUCUGCUGCGUCACGGAGCUAACCCUGACCUGAGAGAUGAGGACGGCAAAACUCCUCUGGAUAAGGCCAGGGAGAGAGGACACAGUGAGGUGGUGGCUAUACUGCAGUCCCCUGGAGACUGGAUGUGUCCAGUGAACAAGGGUGACGACAAGAAGAAGAAAGAUGUGAACAAGGAGGAGGAGGAGGGCAGCGAGCCCAAAGGAGACCCAGAAAUGGCUCCCAUUUACCUGAGGAGACUUCUGCCUGUUUUUGCACAAACCUUUCAGCAAACCAUGCUGCCUUCUAUUAGGAAAGCCAGUCUGGCUCUGAUCAGGAAGAUGGUUCACUACAGCAGUGAGGUCCUGCUGAAGGAGGUGUGUGACAGCGAGACGGGACACAACCUUCCCACGGUGCUAGUGGAGAUCACUGCUACUGUCCUCGACCAGGAGGACGAUGACGACGGCCACCUCCUUGCUCUGCAGAUCAUCAGAGAUCUGGUGGAUAAAGGUGGAGACGUUUUCCUCGACCAGCUGGCUCGACUGGGAGUCAUCAACAAGGUGUCCACUCUGGCUGGACCGGCGUCUGAUGAUGAGAACGAGGACGAAGCCAAACCUGAGAAGGAGGAGGAGGCUCAGGAGGAUGCAAGGGAGAUCCAGCAGGGCAAGCCGUAUCACUGGAAGGACUGGUCCAUCAUCAGAGGGAGGGACUGUCUCUACAUCUGGUCUGACGCAGCUGCGCUAGAGCUCUCCAAUGGCUCUAACGGCUGGUUCAGGUUCAUCCUGGAUGGGAAGCUGGCCACCAUGUACUCCAGCGGGAGUCCAGAGGGAGGGUCGGACAGCUCCGAGUCUCGUAGUGAGUUCCUGGAGAAGCUGCAGCGUGCAAGGAGUCAGGUGAAACCAGUAACAGCCAGCCAGCCCAUCCUGUCCAGUGUGGGUCCCACUAAGCUGACAGUGGGGAACUGGUCUCUGACCUGCCUGAAGGAAGGAGAGAUCGCCAUCCACAACUCAGACGGACAGCAGGCCACCAUCCUAAAGGAAGACCUGCCGGGCUUCGUCUUCGAGUCCAACAGAGGAACUAAACACUCAUUCACAGCUGAGACCUCACUGGGCUCAGAGUUUGUAACUGGCUGGACGGGAAAGCGAGGCAGGAAGUUGAAGUCUAAGCUGGAGAAGACGAAGCAGAAGGUGAAGAGCAUGGCAAGGGAGCUGUACGACGACCACUUUAAAGCUGUAGAGAGCAUGCCCAGAGGAGUAGUGGUCACCCUUAGGAACAUCUCCACUCAGCUGGAGUCUGCCUGGGAGCUGCACACCAACAGACAGUGUAUUGAAGGAGAGAACACAUGGAGGGACCUGAUGAAAACAGCUCUGGAGAACCUGAUUGUAGUUUUGAAAGAUGAAAACACGAUUUCUCCGUAUGAGAUGUGUAGCAGUGGUCUGGUCCAGGCUCUGUUUACUGUCCUUAACAAUAGUGUGGAACUGGACCUGAAACACGAUUGUAAGCCUUUAAUGGAGAGGAUCAAUGUCUUUAAGGCGGCUUUCAGCGAGAAUGAAGACGAUGAAAGCCGACCAGCUGUUGCCUUAAUCCGUAAACUGAUAGCUGUCCUGGAGUCAAUAGAACGUCUACCUCUGCACUUGUACGACACUCCAGGAUCCUCAUACAACCUGCAGAUCUUGACAAGGAGGUUGCGGUUCCGUCUGGAGCGAGCUCCAGGCGAGACAGCUCUGAUCGACCGGACGGGUCGCAUGUUGAAGAUGGAACCGCUCGCUACUGUGGAGUCUCUGGAGCAGUACCUGCUGAAGAUGGUGGCGAAGCAGUGGUACGACUUUGAGCGUUCAUCCUUCGUCUUCGUGAGGAAGCUGAGGGAAGGACAGACCUUCACAUUCAGACACCAACACGACUUUGACGAGAAUGGAAUCAUCUACUGGGUUGGAACUAACGCCAAGACGGCCUAUGAGUGGGUGAACCCUGCUGCCUAUGGCCUGGUGGUAGUGACAUCAUCAGAGGGGCGCAACCUACCCUACGGCCGGUUGGAGGACAUCCUGAGCAGGGAUAGCUCCGCCCUCAACUGCCACACUAAUGACGACAAGAAUGCCUGGUUCGCUGUUGACCUCGGCCUUUGGGUCAUCCCCUCUGCAUACACCCUGAGACACGCCAGGGGUUAUGGCCGCUCUGCAUUGAGGAACUGGGUGUUCCAGGUGUCGAAGGAUGGUCAGAACUGGACGACUCUUUAUACCCACGUAGACGACUGCAGCCUCAACGAACCGGGGUCGACGGCCACGUGGCCUCUGGACCCGUCCAAAGAUGAGAAGCAGGGCUGGAGACACAUCAGGAUCAAACAGAUGGGGAAGAACGCCAGCGGUCAGACUCACUACCUGUCUCUGUCCGGACUCGAGCUGUACGGCACCGUCACCGCCGUCUGUGAGGACCAGCUGGGUAAAGCUGUGAAGGAGGCAGAGGCCAACCUUCGUCGCCAGCGCCGCCUUUUUCGCUCCCAGGUGAUGAAGUACAUAGUUCCGGGGGCGCGGGUUGUCCGCGGCAUCGACUGGAAGUGGCGUGACCAAGACGGGAACCCUGCUGGAGAGGGCACCGUCACCGGAGAGGCUCACAACGGCUGGAUUGAUGUAACCUGGGAUGCUGGCGGCUCUAACUCUUACCGUAUGGGCGCUGAAGGGAAGUUUGACCUCAAGCUUGCUCCAGGGUACGACCCUGAGUCGGCUGCCACAGCGCCGUCACCCAAACCUGUCUCAUCCACUGUUUCAGGCCCCGCCUCCUCCACGGUGGGACCCUCCGCGACGCCGGCGGCCAGCGGCGGCACCACCACCACCACGUCCUCCUCGUCCUCCUCCACCUCAUCUUCCUCGCAGCAGCAGUCGUGGAGCAGCCUGGUGAAAAAUAACUGUCCCGACAAGGGCGGGGCCACGUCUCUCGGCGGGGCCAGCUCCUCCAGCAGGAAGGGCAGCAGCAGCUCCGUCUGCAGCGUCGCCUCUUCCUCCGACAUCAGCCUGAGCUCCUCAGCGGGGCUGCCUGGUGCGGGGGGGCUGCGGCUGGAGAGGAGGGCCGAGGGGCUGCUGCUGGACCAGGGCUCUGGGGUGGGAGGAGUAACUGGGGUCGGCGCUGACGGACACCAACAUGAGCCGAUUGUCGUGCUGUCCUCUGCGGCAGAGGGUGGGUCUGGCUCAGUAUCCAGCUCUGGCACGCUUACCGCCGACACGCCUGCUCCUGGAGAUGAAGCCAGAAACAAGGACUCAUCCACAGCAACUGACCCAGCAACAGCAAUCUCCAUGGGCCUGGUGAGCGUGAGCUCCCCAGAUGUCAGCUCGGUGUCGGAGUCAUCCAGUAAGGACACGCCCUCCCAGAGGCCUCUGUGCUCAGCGGCUAAUGCCCGGUUGUCCGUCAGCUCCCUGCUGGCUGCUGGCGCACCCAUGAGCUCCAGCGCCAGCGUGCCUAACUUGUCAUCACGGGAGGCCAGCCUCAUGGAGUCCUUCGUCCGCCGUGCGCCCAACAUGUCACGCACCAACGCCACCAACAACAUGAACCUGAGCCGCAGCAGCAGCGACAACAACACCAACACACUUGGCAGGAACGUCAUGAGUACUGCUACUUCUCCUCUCAUGGGCGCUCAGAGCUUUCCUAACCUCACCACCACUGGCACCACCUCCACCGUUACCAUGUCAACCUCCAUAGUAACCAGCAGCAAUAACGUAGCCACGGCCACCACGGGUCUGUCGGUGGGCCAGUUGCUAAGCAACACCCUGACGACCAGCCUGACGUCCACGUCCAGCGAGAGUGACACAGGCCAGGAGGCCGAGUUCUCUCUCUAUGACUUCCUGGACAGCUGUCGUGCCAACACACUACUGGCUGAGCUGGACGACGAGGAGGACCUCCCAGAGCCUGACGACGACGAUGACGAGAACGAAGACGACAAUCAGGAGGACCAGGAGUACGAGGAGGUCCUGGUAAUAGACCUUUUUAAUAAAACAGUGCCUGUAGAUCAGCACUCACCUGGCACUGUGAGUCUGGAGCAACAGGAAGUGAUGUCAGAGGGUGUGAUGAGUGACUGGCUGCUGUCCCCGCAGGAGGAGGAGGAGUACGAGACCAAAGGAGGUCGCAGGAGGACGUGGGACGACGACUUCGUCCUGAAGAGACAGUUCUCUGCUCUCGUCCCUGCCUUUGAUCCCCGACCAGGAAGAACCAACGUCCAGCAGACCACCGACCUGGAGAUCCCCCCGCCAGGAACUCCUCGUUCGGAGGUUCAGGAGGAGGUGGAGUGCGCGCCGUCCCCUCACCUCUCUCUCACCCUGAAGGUGGCGGGGCUGGGUACGACCCGGGAGGUGGAGCUUCCUCUGUCCAACUACAAGUCCACCAUCUUCUACUACGUCCAGCGGCUGCUGCAGCUAUCCUGCAGUGGAGCCGUGAAGACAGACAAACUGCGACGCAUCUGGGAGCCCACUUACACGAUAAUGUACAGAGAGCUGAAGGACUCUGACAAAGAGAAGGAGAGCGGGAAGAUGGACUUGUGUGAACACAGUAUCAGUAUAUCAGGAGGUCGUUCUGGAGGUUUGAGCCCCGGCUCCGUCUCGGCCAAUCAGAGCAGUGAGAUUCUGUGCGUUGCCCGGGAGAUGGCGCAGGCGAAGGCGGGCUGCAGCCAGAACGCCUGCGGGGUGGAGGACGUCCUGCAGCUCCUACGCAUCCUUUACAUCAUCGGAGGAGACGCAGCGUCCAACGCACGCACGCUGCAGGAGGACUUUGACGAGCUGCAGUUCAAUGCAUCUCCAGAGGAGUUCACCAGUAAGAAGAUCACGACCAAGAUUCUGCAGCAGAUUGAGGAGCCUCUGGCUCUGGCCAGCGGAGCUCUGCCCGACUGGUGUGAACAGCUCACCUCCAAGUGUCCUUUCCUCAUCCCCUUUGAGACCCGGCAGCUCUACUUCACCUGCACAGCGUUUGGAGCAUCCAGGGCGAUCGUGUGGCUCCAAAACCGGCGGGAGGCGACCAUGGAGCGGUCCAGGCCGUCCACCACGGUGCGGCGUGACGACCCCGGAGAGUUCAGGGUGGGUCGGCUCAAACACGAGCGAGUCAAAGUCCCCAGAGGAGAAGCCAUGAUGGAGUGGGCGGAGUCCGUCAUGCAGCUGCAUGCUGACAGGAAGUCGGUGCUGGAGGUGGAGUUUCAGGGGGAGGAGGGAACAGGUCUUGGUCCGACUCUGGAGUUCUAUGCCUUAGUGGCUGCAGAGUUUCAGAGAACAUCACUGGGGAUCUGGCUGUGUGAAGACGACUUCCCUGAUGACGAGUCCAGACAGGUGGACCUGGGUGGCGGUCUGAAGCCUCCUGGUUUCUAUGUGCAGCGCUCCUGCGGUCUGUUCCCAGCUCCGUUCCCUCAGGACAGCGAGGAGCUGGAGCGAAUCACCAAGCUCUUCCACUUCCUGGGCGUCUUCCUGGCCAAGUGCAUUCAGGACAACCGGCUGGUGGACCUACCCGUCUCCCAGCCCUUCUUCAAGCUGCUCUGCAUGGGGGACAUCAAGUCCAACAUGAGCAAACUGCUGUACCAGAGCCGCAGCUCGCCGCAGGGUCACGACCCCGACAGACCCCACCUGCAGUCCUUCCUGCUGCUGUCCGAGGUGCAGUCGGAGGCGUCCACCGAGGAGAGCCAGGAGACGUACUCUGUGGGCAGCUUUGACGAGGACUCCAAGUCUGAGUUCAUCAUGGACCCCCCAAAACCCAAACCGCCUGCCUGGUACCACGGCAUCCUCACUUGGGACGACUUCCAGCUCGUCAACCCGCACAGGGCGAGUUUCCUGAAGGAGGUGAAGGAGCUGGCAGUGAAGAGGAGGCAGAUUCUGUCCAGUAAGAGUUUGUCUGAAGAUGAGAAGAACACCAGACUGCAGGACCUGAUGCUGAGGAACCCACUAGGCUCUGGACCCCCCCUCAGCAUAGAGGACCUCGGGUUAAACUUCCAGUUCUGUCCGUCCUCGAAGGUUCACGGUUUCUCAGCUGUGGAUCUGAAACCAAACGGAGACGAUGAGAUGGUGACGAUGGAGAAUGCAGAGGAGUACGUGGAGUUGAUGUUUGACUUCUGUAUGCACACCGGCAUCCAGAAACAGAUGGAGGCCUUCAGAGAGGGUUUUAAUCGAGUGUUUCCGAUGGAGAAGUUGAGCUCUUUCAGCCACAAGGAGGUUCAGAUGAUCCUCUGCGGCAACCAAUCACCGUCCUGGACUGCUGAUGACAUCAUCAACUACACAGAGCCAAAGCUGGGUUACACCAGAGACAGUCCCGGCUUCCUGCGGUUUGUCAGAGUUUUAUGUGGGAUGUCAUCUGACGAGAGGAAAGCGUUCCUACAGUUCACCACCGGCUGCUCCACGCUGCCCCCCGGCGGCCUUGCCAACCUGCACCCCCGCCUCACCAUCGUCAGGAAGGUGGACGCCACCGACUCCAGCUACCCAUCAGUCAACACGUGCGUUCACUACCUGAAGCUUCCGGAAUAUUCCUCCGAGGACAUCAUGAGAGAGCGUCUGUUAGCCGCCACCAUGGAGAAAGGCUUCCACCUCAACUGACUUCUGACCUCCAACCACACUGAGCAUGCUCCUCAAGUCACCGCCGCCGCCCUGCCCGCCCGCCGCCACCACCGCCGCGUGAUCGACGGAUCAGCCGGCCAAUUGGAACCAGCUGACUGACUGACUGCUGGAGGACGACGAGGAGGACUCAUGUCGCAGAAUAAAAAUGAAAGCUCACAUCCUUAACCCCUCGCCUCCUUCCCUUGUCUCCUUCAUCCUCUUUCUCACUCACCUGAGCUGCUGCAGGCUGCUGUGUUUGUGUGUGUGUGUGUGUGUGUGUGUGCGUGCGUGCGUGCGUGCGUGUUGACCUUCCUCCUCCUCCUCCUCCUGUCUCCUCAGUUUAGUGCCUGGUUUGACUCGUAGCUUCUGUUUUCAGUUCCUCCUCCUUCAAACAAUCACGCUUCUUCUUCGUUUUUAUUUUAUUGCUUUUUGUUUCCGUGUGUGUGCGAAUUUUUUUUUUUUUUUUUUUUUUGGGUUGUUUCUGACCGGCUGUAGAAGUCAAAGGUCAGAGUGCAUUUGGUGUUCUUCUUUGACUUGAUGAAGCUAGAGACAAAAACACUGGUUGUGUGCGAGGCACAUGGUAAGAGAAAAGGCUCUGCUCUCCCUCUUGUAUUUUCUUUGUAUAUUAUUAUAAACAUUUAUUUAACUCAAGUUGCAGUUUGAGGUAAACAGAUAUUUUCAAAUGUGUAUGCUCCAAAAAAAAUAAUCAUUAAAAUGUUUGCAAAGUAUGAAUUAAA
This is a messenger RNA of Epinephelus lanceolatus (giant grouper), 8997 nucleotides long. RefSeq names its product HECT domain containing 1 (gene hectd1). Gene Ontology annotation, cellular component: nuclear speck. Gene Ontology annotation, molecular function: protein binding; metal ion binding; ubiquitin protein ligase activity. The record is from RefSeq and is a predicted model, not a curated record. Gene Ontology annotation, biological process: protein K63-linked ubiquitination; proteasome-mediated ubiquitin-dependent protein catabolic process; anatomical structure development. Lineage: Eukaryota; Metazoa; Chordata; Actinopteri; Perciformes; Serranidae.